AUGUAUGUUGGAGUGACAGAUCCGCGUGACACCAAGUUGACUAUCCGCCAGACAAGGGGAGCCGCUCUCAAGGAAUCCUAUGUCUGGAUCCUCCGCCAUCCUCAGUUCCAAUGUUGGCGCGAUAGCAACGACAGCCAGGUCCUUUGGAUCAAGGGUAACCCCGGCAAAGGCAAGACGAUGCUACUCUGUGGCAUCAUCGACGAGCUUUACCCGACCUCAAAGCUGGCAGAUCCUCAAGCCAAAACCCUCCUAUCGUUCUUUUUCUGCCAAGCCACCAUCCCCAAGCUGAGUAACGCUCAUGCUGUCCUGCGCAGUUUGAUCUACAUGCUUGUGGACACGCAGCCAGUGUUACUCUCCUCUAUACAAAAAAGAUUUAAGGACACCGGGGAGCUGCGAUUUAGGGAUGCGGAGGUAUGGGUUGCCCUGUGCAAUAUGUUCUCAGAUAUCUUACAGAGCGCGAGCGCAGACAAGAUCUAUAUUGUGGUCGAUGCUCUCGACGAAUGCAUGCAGGACGAAGGCAAACUAUUACAAUUCAUUCUCCAUAAGACAAAUAAAUUGCCGCAUGUUAAAUGGAUCAUUUUGAGCCGGAACUAUGUUGAGCAACGCACAAGGCUCGUAAACUCGCAAUCAGUACUGAGCCUAGAAUUACAGGAGAAAUGCAGAUCUUGUAUCGGUGGCUAUUGGAGCUUAUAUUUCCAACAGAAUAGCAGAGCUUAA
Molecule: messenger RNA, 717 nt
Organism: Penicillium cosmopolitanum
Lineage: Eukaryota; Fungi; Ascomycota; Eurotiomycetes; Eurotiales; Aspergillaceae
Exons: 2
Coding region: 1-717 (238 amino acids)
Source: RefSeq, a predicted model, not a curated record